Molecule: messenger RNA, 1827 nt
Organism: Dictyostelium discoideum AX4
Lineage: Eukaryota; Evosea; Eumycetozoa; Dictyosteliales; Dictyosteliaceae
Product: Arf GTPase activating protein
Exons: 2
Coding region: 1-1827 (608 amino acids)
Cellular component (GO): Golgi membrane; cytoplasm
Molecular function (GO): GTPase activator activity
Source: RefSeq, a predicted model, not a curated record
AUGUCAAAUCAAAUAGAUAGAGAAGCAAAUAUUGCAAGAGCAAAAGAAAUUUUUAAAAGAUUAAAAGAAGAGGAUUCAUCAAACAAAGUUUGUUUUGAAUGUAGAUCCGCAAAUCCACAAUGGGCAUCAGUUUCUUAUGGUAUUUACAUUUGUUUAGAAUGUAGUGGUGUACAUAGAAGUUUAGGUGUUCACUUAAGUUUUGUAAGAAGCUUAACAAUGGAUCAAUGGAAUGACCAACAAUUAGAAAAAAUGAAACAGGGUGGUAAUACAAAAGCAAAGGAAUUCUUUAAAAAACAUGGUGUGCCAGAUGACUCAAACAUUAAAGGUAAAUAUAAUUUAAAAGGUGCCAUACUAUAUAAAGAGAAAUUAGCAGCAUUAGCAGAAUCAAAGGCAUGGAAAGAGCCAGAAGCAAAACCAACAUCAUCACCAACAUCAUCAACACCAAAAAAGAAGCCAGGAUUUGAUGAUUGGGAUAAAUUUGAUACUUCUCCACCAAUAAAUUCUGUAAAUAGUAGUAAAACAUCAUCAUCAUCAUCGUCAUCCACAAAAGUUUAUAACAGCACUACAAGUGGCGAUUGGGAGAAUGAAAUUGAUGACACUUUUACUUCAAACAAACCUAAAUCUAUUAGUAGCAGUAGUAGCAGUAGUAGCAGUAUCAAUAAUGGUUAUAAUAAUUCUAAAUAUAACAGUAGUAGUAGCAGUAGUAGCAGUAGCAGUAAUGGUUAUAAUAAAAACACAAGAUCAAUUUCAAGUGAUGGUUAUAACAAUAACAACAACAACAACAAUAAUAAUAAUAGUAAUAAUUCAGCACCAAAAGAUUAUAGACAAUUUAGUGGUGCUAGAUCAAUUUCUAGCGAUCAAUAUUAUGGUAAUGAUUCAUCAUCAGAUUAUAGAAGUGGUGGUGGUAGUAGUAGUAAUAAUAGAAGUAAUUAUAAUACAUCAUAUAAUUCAACCUUUGAGUAUGGUUUAUCAAUGCUCGGAGAUGGAUUUUCUAAAUUAAGCACAGCAGCAUCAAUUGUAUCAUCAAAAGUUCAAGACGGAACAUUAUUAACAGAUGCACAAACAAUGGUAUCAUCCUAUAUUCAAAAAGCCAGAGAUGUAAUCGAUGGUAAUGAACCAUCAUAUAAUGGCAGUAAUUAUAAUAGUAAUAAUAAUAAUAAUUAUAAUAAUGGUAACAAUAGUGUAGAUAAAAAUGCGUACUAUGAUCAAUGGCAAGGUGUAAAUUCAAAUGGUUAUAAAAAUAGUCCAUUCAACUCAAGACCUAGUAAUCCAAUGAAUAAUAGCGGUAGUUAUAAUGGUAAUGGUGGUGGUAAUAAUAAUAAUAAUAAUUUACAAUCAUCAGGUAAUGGUUAUAAUAAUAGUAGUGGAAAUUUAUCAAAUUCAACCAAUUCAACAUCAUCUUCAUCAAAUUAUUCAAAUAAACAAAAUAAUAGAAAAGAAUCUGAAGAAGAAUUUGUUGGUUGGGAAGUAAAUGAUGACGAAGACGAAAAACCAAGAAAUAAUAAAAAUAAAAAUAGUAACAACAACAAUAAUAAUAAUAAUAAAUCUAAACCAAAACCAAACCAAAAUGUUAGGUAUGAUAGUGACGAAGAAGAAUAUGAAGAACCAAAGAAAAAAUCACAAGCACCUCCACCAUCUAAAUCAACACCAAAAAAACAAGCUCCCCCAAGCGAUGAUGAAGAAGAUGGAAAUGAUUCGUGGGUUUGGAAAGAUGACUCACCUAAAAAAACAACCACAACAAAAGCUUCAACUAAUAAAAAUGUAACAACAACUCCUGCUAAAACAACAAAAGCUUCAAACGAGGACUGGGACACUUGGAAUGAUUAA